AUGGCCGUUCCUACACAGCUGGCCUAUCGCACCUCCAAGGGCAUCGGGCUCUUCAAUGCGGCCCCAGUCUACGAGCCCUUGCCUGGCUUUGUCAAGCCCGAAGGCAACCUUCGCUGCUGCUGCUACUCGCCUGACAGCAAAUACUUUGCAUGGGCAUCGCCUGAACAUGUUGACACUUCUCUCUGCAGAGUCUCAGUAGUCGAUGCCUCGGCUGGCCACGUCAUAACCACUCUUCCCCUGGCAAACGUCUUCGAGCUUGGAUUUUCGCCGCUAGGGACUUUCCUCAUAACUUGGCAGCGCCCCUCAAAGGAUGACGACGGCAACGCAGCAAAGAACCUCAAGGUCUGGAGAACCGUCUCAGAAGAAGCCGAGGAUGAUGGCUCACGAGCAGUGGUUGGCGAGUACGUGCAGCGAAAUCAGACAGGUUGGAACUUGCAGUACACAUCCGACGAGAAGUUUUGCGCACGCGUCGUAACAAACGAGGUGCAAUUCUACCAGUCGGAUGAUCUCCGCAACCCUUGGAACAGGCUUCGCGUCGAGGGCGUGACCGACUUCGCCGUGUCGCCCGGCAAGAACCAUUCAGUUGCCGUUUUUGUGCCGGAGCGCAAGGGUAUGCCCGCUGCGGUCAAGGUCUUCCAAGUCCCCCAAUUUACCCAACCCGUAUCGCAGAAGACUUUCUUCAAGGGUGACAAAGUCCAAUUGAAGUGGAACGAGCUGGGUACCAGCUUGCUGGUUUUGGCCCAAACAGAGGUGGACAAGUCGAACAAGAGUUACUAUGGCGAGACGAACAUGUACAUUCUCAGUGCCAAUGGCUCCUUCGAUUCGCGUAUCCAGCUUGACAAGGAGGGGCCCAUACACGACGUCUCCUGGUCACCCAACUCGAAAGAGUUUGGCGUUACCUAUGGAUACAUGCCCGCAAAAACCACCAUUUUUAAUCAGCGCGCCGUUCCUCAACACAGCUUUGAUCUGGGCCCGCGCAACACCAUCAUUUUCUCGCCCCACGGACGCUUCGUCAUCGUCGCUGGAUUCGGUAAUCUGGCUGGCGACAUGGACAUUUACGAUCUUGAAAAGAACUUUGCCAAGGUGUGCACCAUCAAGGCUUCCAACUGCACCUACUGCGAGUGGAGCCCGGAUGGCCAGCAUAUUCUUACGGCCAUUACUAGCCCACGUCUUCGUGUGGACAACGGAGUUCGCAUCUACCACGUUAGCGGCGGUCUGAUGUACCACGAGGAGAUGACUGAAUUGUACCAUGUCACCUGGCGGCCACAGCCUACAUCAACACACCCCUUGGAUAGUCCUCUGACCAAGGUGCCAACUCCCCAUCCAUCGGCGUCCAAGUUCUUGAGCACGCAGAAGACACCGGCAAAACCGGCCGGAGCCUACCGUCCUCCAGGUGCGCGUGGAACAAGCACUCCUUUGCUCUUCAAGCGGGAGGAUGAGGGAGGUGCGGCCUAUACCAACACAGGUAUAUCUUCCACCAAAGUCGGCUUUGCGAAUGGAUUUGGAAAGCCACGUCGUCGCGAAGUGCCAGGCGCGGAGCCUGUGGAAGCCCUCCCACCUGGCGCAGCCCCUGGUGGUGGUGUCAGCCUAACGGGUGCCGUAGAUGGUGAUGGUGAAUUGUCAAAGGCAGCUUUGAAGAACAAGAAGAAGCGGGAGGCAAAGAAAGCACGCGAGGCCGCUGACAAGGCCGCUGGCCUUACUGCUGAUGGCGCCAACGCACCCACAUCUGGCAGAAGCCCAGAGCGUCGCAAUGAGCGUGGCCAGCAGCGGAGCCGUAGCAAGAGUGGAGCCGACGGGUAUGGACAACAGCACGUGAGGAGCGCUAGUCACCAGCGCGGCUACGGUAAUAGCCCGAACCGCCAGUCUGGACCUAGACAGGAUGGGGGCCACCGACAGAAUCUUGGUCAGCAGCAUCACGAACGAGCGAGGUCUGGCCAGCAUGGUCAGGGUCCCCCGGCUCUACAAACGGAAAAUCAGGGCCCUACGCCUGAUCUUACAGUCACCAGCCCUAGCGAUGGCAAUCCUCAUGACAAGAAGAUCCGUGGUCUACUUAAGAAGAUGCGUGCCAUUGAGGAGCUCAAGAUGAGGCAAGCUGGCGGCGAGAAGCUGGAAGACACUCAGAUUAAGAAGAUUGGCACUGAGCAUCAUAUUAAGAAGGAGCUUGAUGCCUUGGGCUUCACCGGGUAG
Plenodomus lingam JN3 is the source of this 2187-nucleotide messenger RNA. NCBI's taxonomy places the organism in Eukaryota, Fungi, Ascomycota, Dothideomycetes, Pleosporales, Leptosphaeriaceae. The record is from RefSeq and is a predicted model, not a curated record.